Messenger RNA from Bemisia tabaci, 2660 nucleotides. RefSeq names its product pre-mRNA-splicing factor 38B. Lineage: Eukaryota; Metazoa; Arthropoda; Insecta; Hemiptera; Aleyrodidae. The record is from RefSeq and is a predicted model, not a curated record.
UUCUCAACCUUGAGAUUCUUGUUUCGUUUAUUUACGUUUUACAUUUCCUUAUCCCAGUUUCUCCGAGAAUUUUCUAAUUUCUGAGCCUCAUCCGAGCUGGCUCAGAUUAAGUGUUUAUCGUGCUUCAAACCGUUUUAAAUUUGCUUCUGCCUCAAUUUCCUUUUCUCGAUCACUGUUAGUUUUCCUCAGUUCUCCAUGAUGAAGAACUCAGAGCAUCACCAGAAUGAGGCAGGUGGGCAUGAUGAAGAUGAAGAAGAAAACCAUGGAUGCUCUGCCGGCUACAAGAAAAAUAAUGUCCUGCCUCUUUGGGGCAAUGAACGAACAAUGAAUUUAAAUCCAUUGAUCUUGACUAAUAUUCAGUCAUCUCAUUAUUUCAAAGUUAAUUUGUAUGAGCUCAAAACCUACCAUGAAGUCAUUGAUGAAAUUUAUUAUAAAGUUGCGCAUUUAGAACCCUGGGAAAAGGGGAGUCGCAAAACUGCAGGCCAAACAGGGAUGUGCGGAGGAGUCCGUGGUGUAGGAGCAGGAGGUAUUGUUUCAACAGCUUACUGUCUCUUGUACAAACUUUUCACUUUGAAACUUACAAGGAAGCAAGUGAAUGGAUUAAUAACACACCCCGAUUCUCCCUACAUUCGAGCUUUAGGCUUUAUGUACAUCAGAUACACACAGCCUCCUGCUGAUCUUUGGGAUUGGUAUGACGAGUAUUUAGAAGACCCAGAGGAAAUGGAUGUGAAAGCCGGAGGUGGACUCACAAUGAAUAUAGGAAACAUUCUUCGCAGCUUUUUGUGUAAAUUAGAAUGGUUUUCCACUCUAUUCCCUCGGAUUCCUGUUCCAAUUCAGCAAAAGAUAGAGAGAAAAAUGAAUGAGAGAUUUCCAAAUGGAAAACCUGGGAUAACAGCUGUGCCUCGACCCAUACCUGAAGAACCAGUCAAUGCCAGGCACAUUCCAGACAAAGAGGCUCACUACGGGGAAGCAGAACGGUAUUCUAGAGGCAGAGGAGAUUCUGCAAGUAAGGAAAAGUAUGGGGAGUCAAGUCACCGUGAGCGCAGUUAUCACAGUCGUGAACGAGAUAGUCGGAGAUCGAGCCGUGACAGAGAACACAAACGGUCAUCGCACAAAGAACGACGGGAUUGGAGCCCCGGGCAUGACGAUAGACGAAAAUACAAAGAAGAUGAUCUCGAUAGACGAAGAAAAUACGAUGGAGAAAAGAGGAGGCAUAGCAGAGAUCGAGAUGUAGAUAGGAAGCGAAUCUAUAGAGAAGAAAAUUAUGACAGGCACAGGCGUAGUAGAGAAAAAGAUAGCUACAGAAGAGAUCGAAGUGAUUAUAGACGUGAUGAUAGAGAUAGAUAUGUUAAAAGUGGUCACGAUGAUAGGUUCUACCGAUGAGCUCCUGGCAGGGUUUGACUUGGGCGCCUCCUGACCCUGAAGGUGAGCUUGACAUUGCAGAUUAAUUAAUACGGUGAACUCCUGUCAUCGAUUCAACGUUCAGCAUUUGUAAAUACUUUAAUUUUUCUAUGUUUUUCUUUUUUUUCUAAGUUCUCAGGUGUUUAAAUGUAAAUUUUGUAAGCACUAAACUAUUAAUGCAGUAUUUUGCUCCAAAAAAUAAAAAGCACAAAAAAGUUGUCGUCACCUAUACAUUUUAGCGGAGUGCAUACGUGCACCAACUCAACAGUCAGCAUUGGGUUGUUGGUGACCAGCCAUUCCUGGCAUGUAUGUUAGUCAAAUUAAUGCGUGACAACUUGAAAAUUCUUGCAUUUAUUGAUCAGUACAGGCAUGUAGUAUUAUCUAUAAUAUGAAUUCAAUCAAGGUUUUGAAUUGAUCGAAGAUUUGCAUAAUUGAAGCACUGGAUGAAGGAAGGGCACUUGGUUGCACCGUUUAAGAAUCUCCUAUGCUAAUUCGUGAUUUAAAAAAGCAACUAAUUGGUGAUUAUCAUGGAAUUUUUCAUCCAAAACAACAUAAUAUUAUGAAGUAUAUUUAGUGAAAGAUUCAAGGAAUUAUGUGCAUUUGCUUUCCUUAUGAUAGAGGAAAUGUCAGCAGAGAUUCUGAAACAUUGCAACUAAGAAGUCUCAUCUUGCACUCAGCGCCUCAAUUAUCAGCUUAACCUUCAUGAAAUUUUACAGAAAAAAGUCUUUGUUGAACAGUACUACAGUGAUACUCAUUUUAAUCUCAAGUCCCUACUCAAACUUCAAUUUUAAAUAUUGUCUGACCGCUAUCAGGUGAAUUUUCGGCUUGACCACAGGUGUGAUUGUUUUUUGAAAAGCUGAUCAAAAACGGUGUUGCAAUCAUGUUCAUCACAGUUCGGAGACUUGUGCGAAAGUUUCAUCAUCUAUGAUUUUCAGUAGCACAUUACCCAAAAUAGAUUAUUUCUCCAUCUGUUCUCGUAUAUUAUUCAGCAUACGAUUCAUUGCAUUACAGUUAGAACUAUUCUUUAAAGAUCCUACAUUUUGUUUUGUUGUCUGGUAAAUUUGCAUUAUUUAAAAUUGAAGAUGUGCAGUAUAUUCUGGUUGUAUUUAAUUUAGUGAAGUGAGAUAUUUCUGUAUCUCAAAAUAUUUCCUAGGAUCUAUGAAUAAUUUUGAAACUUUGAUUUCAAUCGAAAAAUGAAUUUGCCAACUCUAUUUCAUUUGUUUUUUUUUCUGCCAUUAAAAGAUUCGCCUGAAUUUCAA